Messenger RNA from Seriola dumerili (greater amberjack), 972 nucleotides. It is a transcript of the gene mxtx1, whose product is annotated as homeobox protein OTX2-like. The coding region runs from base 1 to 972 and encodes 323 amino acids. Gene Ontology annotation, molecular function: DNA binding. Lineage: Eukaryota; Metazoa; Chordata; Actinopteri; Carangiformes; Carangidae. The record is from RefSeq and is a predicted model, not a curated record. The transcript has 3 exons.
AUGUGGAAGGACUCCAGCAAUGAUGAUGCCAGAUCUGCAGCCUCCAGCAGCGGCUCCUCUCGCAGCGCUAGCCGCAGGAAGAGAACCAGUUUCUCCAAGGAACACGUGGAGCUCCUGCGUGCCACCUUUGAAACUGACCCGUACCCUGGCAUCAGCCUCAGAGAGAGCCUGUCCCAGACCACAGGCCUGCCAGAGUCACGCAUCCAGGUGUGGUUUCAGAACAGAAGAGCUCGCACCCUGAAGUGCAAAGGAGCCAAGAAAGCUCUGUGGCAGUCUGAUACCCCAGUCCAAGAGGCUCUCCCUCCACCUCAUGCUGUUGCCAACAGGAGACCACAACUUGGCCCCAUCCCUCUGCCACCUCAGGGACCCCCACCAGCCUAUCCAACCCAGGUGAAGGAGGAGAUGGAGGAAGCCUGCUACUAUGGACAGUAUCCUCCUGCCUACUCCACCAUUGAGGAGCAUGGACAUUACGGCUCCAUGUAUGGCCUCCAGCAGGGCAGAGCGCUGGGCAGCAGCUCAAGCCCACCCCUGGGGGGAUACUGGUCCCAGCCAGGCAGCCAAACCUCCCCUCACUCGCCGCUGUGGUGCCACUCUCCCAUGGGGAUGAGAAACUACAGCUCAAGCUCCAGCCAGGCCGCAUCCUUCAUGUAUCCAGGAUCAGCAGAGCAGCAGACGUACAUGACUUCAUCAACCUCCCACUCCUCCACCCCAGACACCCCCGAUUCUGGAUACUGGGAUGCCAGUCUGGAGAACAGCCCACCACUGGAGGGUCAGUACUUGCAAGUGGAGGACUCAGGGAGCGGGGUUGCUGUGGAAGGCUGCGGGGAGUCCAGGCAUCCGAGGCUGAUCCAACACCACACCCCUUUGCCCGAGCUGUCCCUGCAGGAGAUUCUAGGGGAGUUGAACGAGGACUGGCUGGGAGGAGAAGGACUGGAUAACCAUGCCACUGUGGAGAAAAUGGCUUUCUGCUGA